Blepharisma stoltei is the source of this 1993-nucleotide messenger RNA. The record is from the annotation of a GenBank genome assembly. Lineage: Eukaryota; Ciliophora; Heterotrichea; Heterotrichida; Blepharismidae.
AUGCACAAGUUAUCAAAGCACCCCACAAGAGACCUUCCUGCUACUUCAACUCAUAGCCCGCAAGCCAAAUUUACCUUUCAGCCACACUCAACCCGAAAUUCUAAGCUAAAGCCUCAAAUUCAUGCUGAAUCUGCCUCAGCUAAAAAUUUAAGUCCAAACAAAUCCACCCUCUUAUCAAAAUUUCAGCCCCGAGUUUCAACUCAGCCAAAACCCAGCAAGCAUAUCCAAGAAAUCCCAACCCUUCCUGUCUCAAAAUUCCUCCAGUCCAACUCAUCAUUAAGAAGUAAUCGCUACAAAAUCCCAGCGACAUCAGAAACUGCAUCAUUCAAUAAUUCUCUAAAUAGCUCAGCUGAAGCGAGCAAAAUACUCAAUUAUACUGCACAAAAGCCUUUAGCAGUUAAGCAGACUGCAAGCAAAAAAAUUGAUUGAGGGAUCUCUUCAGAAAGCUUACUAUGUAAAUCUCCAAGCAAAUUUGGUAUUGAAGAUAUUAUUGACAAUAACAAAAAGGCUACUACAAGGGCUAGAAGCAGCAGUAGCUCAAUGGAAGUGGAAAAAGAGGAAAAAUGGGAACAGCUUACAUUGCCGGUUGUUCCGGCAAAGGUGCUUAAGCAUUUUGUGAGGUUUUUGAGUACUCAUGAGUAUAAUGAAGUUGUGAAUUAUAAUGAAAUAUGGUUUAUUGGGGCUGGAGCUGAUAAGGUAAAAACAAGCGAAAAUAAUACGAUAAAUCAUGGUUAUGAUGACGAUAGGGGAGAUUAUAAAGUGGUUAUAGGAGAUCAUAUUGCGUAUAGAUAUGAAGUUGUGCAGGUUUUAGGAAAAGGAAGUUUUGGAAUAGUGCUGAAAGCAUAUGACCAUAAUCUGAGGAUGCAUGUUGCGCUGAAGAUUCUAGCUAUUCCUAUCGUAAGCAAGCAAAAUGUUUUUAUAAUGACCAAAAAGUCUCAUUUAUAAAAUUAGUUUAUGAAUUCAACUGCUUAAAAAUCAUUAUAAAUUGAGCAAUUAAUUUCCUUUCCAAUGUUUGCUGUUUAGGAAAGGGUUAAGGAAUAAACAAAGAUUCCACCAGCAAGGUAUCGUUGAAAUAAAAAUUUUGAAAUUUUUAAAAGAAAAAGAUACAAAUGAAAGCUACAAUAUCGUCCACAUUGCAGACUAUUUUCAAUUCAGACAUCAUCUCUGCUUAACUUUUGAGAUGCUCAGCAUAAAUCUAUACGACUUUUUAAAAGGAAAUAAUUUCCACGGGCUCAGUAUAAAUUUAAUCAAAAGAUUCGCAUUUCAGAUUCUUCAAACCCUGCGGCUGCUAAAGCGAUAUAAUAUUAUUCACUGUGACCUUAAGCCAGAAAAUAUUUUGCUUAAGCAGCCGAACCGUUCUUCUUUAAAAGUUAUUGACUUUGGCUCAUCUUGUUUUGAGGACGAAAAAAUAUACACAUAUAUCCAAAGCCGGUUCUAUAGAGCUCCAGAAAUAAUACUAGGACUUCCAUACUCGACCAUGAUUGAUAUGUGGAGUUUUGGAUGCAUUUUAGCUGAACUAUUUACUGGAUAUCCGCUGUUCUGUGGAGAAAGUGAAGCAGAACAGAUUUUGUGCAUUAUGGAAGUACUUGGGAUGCCAUCUAAAGAAGUCUUGGCAGGUGCUACAAGAAAGCAGCUGUUUUUUGAUCCUUUUGGGCAGCCAAAGAUAAUUACUAAUUCAAGAGGAAAAAAGAGGUACCCUAGUUCAAAAUCAUUGAGAGACAUUUUGAGAGGGGCAGAUAAUGAGUUUAUUGAACUAGUCGAAGCAUGCCUUGAGUGGGAUCCUAUGAAGAGGAUGACUCCUGAUGACGCAAUUAGGCACCAUUGAGUUCAAGAAAAUCUGAUAAAAAAAUCAGAUACUGUAAAUAGAGGAAAUAGUGCUCAGCAUUCAAAUGAGCCAAGGCAUGAGCAAAAACUUAGCUUGGGUGAUAUAUCAAGACUUCCAACAAGCUUUUUGAAUACUUCGGGAACUUCGACGAGGAAAAAAAAGGGCUAG